GCCGGGGAGGGAGCGAGGGGAGGGACGGGGCGCCCGGAGCAGCUCGGCGGGUAGGGCCGGCACACAGACGGACAGGCACACAGACAGCCAGACACACAGACAGCACGGCGGCAGCCACAGCAGCGACCGUCCGUCCGUCCCCCCGGCCAUGGGGCUCGGCCGCCCGCCGGUCCCCCGCACCCCGCCAGUCUUUUUGCUGAAGUCUGAUCAGUCAUGGUGAUGUACAGCCCUGAAACUUGAAUCUGAAGUGCUGCCCUGUAUUCAGUGCAUCAAGGGGUGUUUGGAGCAGUGAGGGUUGCUUGAGGAAGUGACUGGAAGUGGCUGGAAGAAAAAAAAAGCAAACAACCUUUGAGAAUGCUUUGAUCUGAAAUCAAGUAUCUGCACCAAGGAGGCAGAGUAUUUUUAGGAAGAGGGCACAGGCUGCAUGUUGCAAACUUCUCUUCAUGACUUAUAUGGACAUUGGAGCAUGGCCCUCUGAUGGAAUGUACAACCCCAGAUGAUCCAAUCCUUCAAGAACAAAAUUCCAAGAAAAAGAAUACAAUUCUUUCUACAAUUUGCUUGUUUUAAUGUAUGGCUUGCUCUCAUACACAAAACCCAAGUUUUAAUUUCUGUAUGCAGAAAGACAAGGGUCUGUCUUCAGUAAACCCUCACCAGAAGAGGUGAGCAACAGGACACGCAGAGGUGGAAGGAACUUUGAAGCACUGUGAGAAGGUGAAAGGAAGUACCCAGCUUGUCCUUUUUUAAGCCCAUUUGGGAAGAUGAAGCUUCUCCCUCAUGGCUGGAAGUAGUGGAGUCAAUCAGUUCAGCCUAAGCCUGGGGUGGUAACUGGCAGGCACCUGCUGCAGCCUUUCCUUUCUGCCUUACAUUGGACCCUGCACUGCUCUCAGCCAGUGCUGGGGGCAGAGCCCGAGGGGCAAAGAUGGUUGUGGUAAGGAGGAGGAAUGUGAAAAUGUUCACCUUCGCCUUUUUGCUCAUCACCGUGACGUCCUUCCUGCUGAACUACACACACCAGGUGACCACCACCACCUGGGACCCCCGACACCUCGUCGUGCAGUUUUCAGAGCACGUCCAGAAACUCUUCAAGUACCCCAGGAGACCCUGCAGCUGCCACACGUGCAUUUCGGAGCUGGGCCGUUCCCUCUGGUUCGAUCAGAGAUUUAACUCAACUAUGCAACCUUUCCUGACCUCACAGAAUGCCUUGAUCCCAGAAGACAGCUACAGGUGGUGGCUGAAGCUGCAAGGAGAGAAAGCUCCCAAGAGUUUGAAUGCCACUCUGGCAGAGCUGUUUGGGGUCAUCCCUGGGGACGGGGAUCCUCUGCAGGAGCGCGGCUCCUCCUCCUGCCGGCGCUGCGCCGUUGUGGGCAACUCGGGCAACCUGCGGCAGUCCCAGUACGGCCAGGACAUCGACUCCCACGACUUCGUGCUCAGAAUGAACCGUGCCCCCACUGCUGGCUAUGAAUCAGAUGUUGGGAGCAAGACCACUCACCACUUUGUUUAUCCUGAGAGCUACAGAGAACUGGCAGCAAAUGUGAGCAUGAUCCUGAUCCCCUUCAAAACCCUGGAUCUGCGCUGGGUCGUCACCGCUCUCACCACAGGCACCAUCAACUUCACAUAUGUUCCAGUUCCAAGGAAAAUCAAAGUCAAAAAAGAAAAGAUCCUGGUUUAUAAUCCAGCUUUUAUGAAAUACAUCUAUGAAAACUGGCUGGAGCAUCAUGGGAGAUACCCCUCCACAGGCCUUCUGUCUUUGAUGUUUGCUCUCCACGUAUGCGAUGAGGUGAAUGUGUACGGCUUUGGAGCAGACAGCAAAGGACACUGGCAUCAUUACUGGGAAAACAACACUUCAGGUGGGGCUUUCCGGAAGACCGGCGUCCAUGACGGGGAUUUUGAGUUCAAUAUAACUUUGACUCUUGCCUCCAUUGAAAAAAUAAAAUUUUUCAAGGGCAGAUGACCCUGGCCACGGGGACAAGUGGGGGCUGCAAUUUCCAGCAUGCAGCAGAACAAAGCUCAGUGAAGAUGAUCUGGGCACCAGCCAGGUUUGAAUGCGUGGAUCUGCGGUGGGUUUGGAGCAUCUCACACCGCAGGGAUGAGGCCGAGGCUUCCAAGCUGCACAUGAUUUCCCUUCUUGGGAUAGCUGGGAGCUGCCAAUCAGCUGGAAUAAAUUAAUCUCUGCUUAGGCUCUAUGGCUCAAUUCUUGAAUUACUGAUGAAAGAUCUGCCUGUUGCAAUUAGAGGAAGCCUGGGCACAGGAACAGUGUCUGUGUGUCUGUUCUCUCCUCGAGCAAGGCAGCAGAUCCUUGAAGAACAGUGAAAAUGAUUUCUGGGACUUGGGAUCCACUAAGGCAGCUGUGAGCAUCAUAGUAAGGAUUACCUCAAAGAAAUGAAUUCACUUCUGCUGUUGAUCUUGUUUUUGAACCACCUCUUCUUUGUUCUCUUAUUACUUCUGUUUUCACGCUGUAUUAAGGAAAAACAUGAUGAAGUUGCCUGGAGGAGGAAAUAUUUCAACCAUUGCCUCAUUUUGCAUUGAUAGUGUCUAGAAAAUAUGAAUCAAAUCAUCUCAUAUAUUAUUUAAUAUUGCUUCCUACACAGCCAUAAUGAUGGAGAAAAUAAUACUGAAAACUCCAGAGAAAAAAAUGGCCUUUUUAGCCACUUGUUUGUCUCACUUGGUCAUAUGUAAUUUUUGGGGUUUUUUGAGGUGUUUUGGUGGAAAAUACUUUGGAAUGUUUGGGGGUUUUUUAUUUAAUCAGUUUAAAAUUGGAAAGUGGACUUUCUUCAAGUCAUUUAUAUGUGCCUUUUAUACUUGUGCAACAAAUGUGAUUUUUUUUUAAGACGACAAACCCUAAAUUAAACAUUUUUAUAAAAGGGGGGAAAAUUAACCAAAGUUUAGCUUCUGUCUGAUAUGCUUUUGUAGUCAAAACCAAUAAUAACAACUCCUAUAUUGUAUUUGAACAAACACAAAGAAGACAAUUUUUGAAGGUAGCUUUUACCUUUUUUUUAUGGGAAAAUAUUCAAAAGUCCCAAGAAAAAAAUUUCUUCUUAAUUUUUUUACAAGUUUAAAAAUGUGGCAUCUCUUUACAAGGUCUUUAUCCAAAAUGGAAAAAAAAAUCAUGGUUUGGGAUAUUAACUAGUUAUACACUAAGAAUCUUCUGCUCUGUAGCAGCACUACAAAGACACAAUCUGUACCAGCUGAUCUUAGAGUAUGAAACAGACUUCAAAAUCAUGUACAUCUCCGGAGAAAUGAGUAUAUUGAUGUCAGUACCUCCAGGCAGGAGAGGAGGGAAGUUACAGUGGAGGUUUUAUACUCACAGAUUUUUGCUGGAAUCAAUGCAUUAAAGCUUCAAGGACAGAUAAAGUGUAAAUCCAAGUUCAGUCAGUGAAGAAUAGAAAACGUGGUCUUUUCUUCUCAAUAUGAUGAAAACAGGACUUGUGGAUUAUGGAUCCACUUUCAGCCUUGGUGAAACCAGAGGAAUUCUUGCCACAGACUUCAAGGGACUUUUGAUCAGGCUUGGGAAAAAAUGGCAUAUUUAAUUUUUAAUGCAUCACAUUGGUUGGAGUUUAUGACAAAAGAAAUCAUAAUCUAAAUGUCCUGUCUUCUAUGCACCAGUUGUGGCAGAAUGUCCAAGCAGAUGAGUAUCUGAGCCAGUGAAAGCCCUUCAAUAGUGAUGUGCUUCAUCCAAGAUAUAUCCCCUUGUCUUUUUGCACCAGUUGGUACCAGUGAGGUGCCCUCCAAGGCAGCAACACAUGGCACAGUGUCAUGGGCAGCUGGAAUUUUGGGCCACAGCACCGCUCACCAACAAGAAUUGCUUUACCCACGUGAGUAUUACUGGACUCAUGGCUCAUAAAGAGCCAAGAAUGCCAAAUAUCUGUGUGGGAAUCAAGCUCCUCAGCUGUGUGACCCUUCAGCAAUAUGGAAAGGGCAGGAUUUUCAAAUCCUUAAAUCCUCAUGAUGAGACCUGUUCACAAUCCUCAUGUCAAGAAGCCAUUUCCCAGCAAGAGCUGACCUGCAUGUCACAGGCACAGCAGAUUUGAUGGGCUCACUGUCUUCUACAAGUCCUUUGUGAAAGAAUGAAGCAUUACUGCCUGAACCGUGUUUGUUGGCUUUAAGGAUUCCAGCUUGUUUAAAUUGCUGUUAAUCAAUACGGCUCUUGUGAGAUGCUGCAGAACUACAAAGCAAGUUUAAGAGGUAAAAGACUAAGUGUAAGACACCAGUCAUAGCUUCACAGUGUGGCUGGAUUUUGGAGCUUCAAGUACUUUUCUUUUUUCCAUCAUGGACAAAUAUUAGUAAUUCAGAAACAUUGACUGCUCUUUCAGUCAUUUUUAGAAAAACUUGGAAGAAAACUCAUGGUGGUUAAAUCCCCUUGAUGUUUUGUUUUGUUUGGUUUUUUUUUAUCACAGGGGUCAAUUUGGAAUAAAAAACAGUGGAAAAAGAAGCCAGCUAUAUUCUAGCCUGUGUUGCUCUGAAAGUUUCCUUUUGCUAUUCUAAUAAAAUUUCAAUUUUCCCGUGAACAUUCUGCCUCUGACAGCACAUAUAAAACUCAUGGCUCAUACAUGCAGACAGAUUUAGUGUCUUCAUCAUGGAACAAGCUGCAAUUCCCAUUUAAUUUUGUUGCCAACAGCAAGCAGCAACUGUGUACCACUGAUGUCCACUUUUCAGAGUGUAAGGAGAGCAGAGAGUGGAUCUGUCCAGGUGUAGGGUGAGGAAUAGUCUGUGCCAUCACGUUUCUAUUCCAGGGGAACUUUUUCUAGAGUCGUUUAGGCAGCUGACUGUUAUGUUAGAUUCUUGUCUCAGUUUCUCCACAAUUUUGCUGCUCUUUCAAUUGCCUUCAGAAUCAGGAGAUACCAACAGAUGAUGCUGAGGGAAGAAUUAAUUCCCACUGGCAUUGUUGAAGACUAUUUUCCUGUUAGAAACUUUUUGGGUUUAUUUAGUUUAAAAGAACCAAGGAAAACAUUUAACAACAUGUCUAGGCUUCAAACUCUUGGACUGUAUGUGCCACCACUGCAAAAUCUCUGAAGCACUCCUUGAGUGUGUGUUAUGUUUUUUACCAAAGCCAAAUCUCUUGAGCACUUUUUUCCUCCCAUGUCCAGGUUUUCUUUGUACUUUUCUCUGACUACACGAUCAAUUAUGAUUUUUCUUCUCUAAUGGUGGGAGUCUCACACAAUCAUUUGUUGACAUUUUAUUUAUUUAAUUUUUCAGUAUGAUAUGAA
Messenger RNA from Onychostruthus taczanowskii (white-rumped snowfinch), 5201 nucleotides. RefSeq names its product ST3 beta-galactoside alpha-2,3-sialyltransferase 1 (gene ST3GAL1). Lineage: Eukaryota; Metazoa; Chordata; Aves; Passeriformes; Passeridae. The coding region runs from base 920 to 1948 and encodes 342 amino acids. The record is from RefSeq and is a predicted model, not a curated record. The transcript is spliced from 8 exons. Gene Ontology annotation, molecular function: beta-galactoside (CMP) alpha-2,3-sialyltransferase activity.